Messenger RNA from Symbiodinium sp. CCMP2592, 678 nucleotides. The record is from the annotation of a GenBank genome assembly. NCBI's taxonomy places the organism in Eukaryota, Dinophyceae, Suessiales, Symbiodiniaceae.
AUGAAGGCAUCGACCAGAACCAACCGGAAGCUGAAAAGGUCCUUUUGGGGGUCCUUGGAUCGGCGAGGCAGUGUUUUGCGAUAUGUGCCCGACUUUGCAUCAAAGAAUGCGGAGGACUGGCUGCGGAGGCUUCGCUCAUUGCCGUACACACAGGGACGGGUGAAAGUGUUUGGCAGGGACUAUGCUGAGCCCAGGCUGACCUGCUACUUCGGAGACAAGGCCUACACCUACUCCGCGAGGACUAUCAAGCCGUUGCCUUGGUCACGUGCCCCAGUUCUCCAGGACAUUCGAAAAGAAGUUGAAAACAUCACAGGUGAAUCUUUCAAUUCGGUGCUUUGCAACAGAUACAGGAAUGGAGAUGACACGGUGGGAUGGCAUGCGGACAAUGAGCCAAUCUACGGGCCGCAGCCGACAAUCGCAUCAGUCACCUUCGGUGCGGAGAGGGACUUCGACCUGAAAGAGUGCAGCAAAGGAUCUUCUCGAAGUGCGGGCAGGAUUCGGAUCCGGCUCGCACAUGGCAGUCUUCUGGUAAUGUCUGGAGCCACACAAGAAUGCUGGCAGCACUCACUGCCGAGGAGGAAAGGCGUCAAGGACUGGUCUGCAGCUAUAUCACGCAGCCCGCGGAAAGUCCUCAACAAGACUUCGAGAUCCCUACCAGUCCGCUUUUUCGACACUUGA